GCCUGCUCAACUGUAGUGAAAGACGACGGCCGCUGCCGCUGCUGGUCGGUAUGUCCUGUGAUCGCCCAUUCAGCCAGCACUACUGAGGCUGCUGAGGCAACGAGCGAAAUUCCGCACUCGUCGGCCGAGGAAAGCUAAUACCGAGCAGCGACGGCGACCCUCGUAAGCGGACAGACCCGAUGUUGCCUUUACAUGCGGACGACAAGGAGUUCAGAGCACGGCGCGGACUACGUUUCAAGGAACGGCUCCAAGGAUGGUUCAGGUUGAUCUUCUCGGACAAGGCGUCACGCAAUCUCUUCCUCUUUCUCAUCCUCAACUUGUCCUUCGCAUUCGUCGAGCUCUUGUACGGAGUAUGGACCAACAGCCUGGGCCUGAUCUCAGAUUCAUUCCACAUGUUCUUCGAUUGCACGGCGUUGCUCGCUGGCCUGGCAGCUUCCGUCAUCACAAAGUGGCGAGCCAAUGAAAGGUUCUCCUAUGGGUACGUGCGUGCAGAAGUUCUGGCAGGUUUUGUCAAUGGCCUCUUCCUGCUCUUCAUUGCGUUCUUCAUUUUCUCCGAGGCCGUUGAGAGAGCCAUCGAACCACCCGAGGUGAAACACGAGCGCCUCUUCAUUGUUUCCGUGCUGGGUUUCCUCGUCAACCUGGUCGGCAUCUUCGCAUUCCAACACGGGCAUUCCCACGGUGGUGAGGGUCAUGGGCAUUCCCACAGCCAUGGCCAUAGCCACGGGCACAGCCACAGCCAUGAACACAGCCACAACCAUGCGCACGGUGAUGCUCACUCGCAUGGAAAUGGGCAUGGGCAUUCGCAUGGAUUUGGUCUCGAGGCUGAGUGCGACAGCGACAAAGCUCCACCAGCUGCCAGGAGCCAAAUCAUGCAGGGUGUGUUCUUGCACAUCCUGGCAGACACCCUGGGCAGCGUGGGUGUCAUCGUGUCGGCCAUCCUGAUGAGCCAGUUUGGCUGGCUCGUGGCCGACCCUAUCUGUUCCAUGUUCAUCGCGACCCUCAUCGGCGUCAGUGUGCUGCCUCUUCUACGGGAUUCAAUCUAUGUACUGAUGCAGCGGACACCUAAGGAGCUCGACACAGCACUUCCAACUUGCUACCAGAGGGUGAUGCAACUGGAAGGCGUGUACAGCGUGCAGGAGCCCCACUUCUGGACAUUGUGCAGUGACGUCUACAUUGGCACCCUCAAGUUGGAAGUGGCCAAGGGUGCCGACGUGAGCUACCUGCUCAGCUGCACGCACAGCAUAUUCACGCAGGCCGGUGUCAAGCAGUUGUAUGUACAGAUUGACUACGCACCAAUGUGAUCUGAAUAUGCCACGAUGACCAGUGAAAGACGUCUUCCUUGUACAUUGACUGCCGAAUGGUUUAGCACCAAGAAUGGCCGAGGCAUUGUGGCUGGGACGAACGGCUCCACUGCAAGACAACCUUGCCGACUGAAAUAUUAUUACAAGCAUUCAAUACGAGCGUGACAAGUGGUUGUGAUGUGGAAUACCCCUGUGCACCUCACACAUCUCGGUUUCUUGGCAAUCAGUGAGGAUAGUUAGUUCUAAAGCUGUGCCUCUCUCUAUAGCCCUUUUAUAACCUUUUAUAAUAUACCUGGUUUUGUAAUUUCACUGCGCUUUCACUUUACCUGAUUACAUUAUUUUGCCCUCCCUUUUUUAUGUGCACAGUGGUUUCUGCAUGGUUGCAACGUGAGGCAAUCGGAGGUCUUUCUGAAAGUGCACCCAGUUUUGUUAGGAGCAUUUAUUUGUCAAAGGGCGCCAAAACAAAUGAUAGCAAACCUGUGAAAUCGUGUUGUUGGGCUCAGCCUUGAGCAAAAUGGUGGUGGCGUCACCCAAGGAGAAGAGUUCAAAAUAGGAAAGAGCGUCGCGACGCCCUGUUCUCUCCUGAGCAUUUUGCCUUGGGUCGGAUCGUAACCAUUUUGCUCAGGAUAGCAAAGCUGGCGGUUGGCUUCAUUUUGCGGCACCUACCGAACGUGGAGCAAAUUUUGUGCACGCGCAUCAUCUCAUUCUCUGCCAUUGCUGGUAAGCCCGACACACAGCUCUCACUGUUUGCCAAGUGGUAAAAGGCGCGCACUCGCUCAUUGUUUGCAGGCAGGCGUGCUUCUUCAAGUGUUGGAAAAAAGUGUUCCCAAUGCUUCCGGUGAUUGCACGUGCUUAAUAAUAAGACUUUGGUUCUCACGUCAGUCUGCAAGCAAACGGUGCGUCAUCACUGCCUCGUGGAGAAUGCACCCUUCCUCGUGUCGUAUCACUUGAUUACAUUCAAACGGCGGGUAUUGUACGUGCGGGAGGUGGUGAAGGGAUUUGGCGCAUUACCAUGGACUUUUCGGCCGUCAACUGCACCAUUGUCAUUGCAAUCGAUGUGUAUAUUCUGUUGUUGCGCAUUGUUUUCUGUAAACUUACUGCGAAUGUACAGCUCUUGACUGUGUGCGUGUGUGCGCUUACGAGAAGAGACGCUCGUGCUUACCAAACGGGGCCACUGGCUGUUGCAAGCCCGGUGAUGAUGAAUGGAAAGUGUAAAAAAGGAAGGAAUGAAACCUUGACUCAAAACCUA
Molecule: messenger RNA, 2550 nt
Organism: Rhipicephalus sanguineus (brown dog tick)
Lineage: Eukaryota; Metazoa; Arthropoda; Arachnida; Ixodida; Ixodidae
Gene: ZnT86D
Product: zinc transporter 7
Exons: 11
Coding region: 180-1301 (373 amino acids)
Biological process (GO): zinc ion transport; intracellular zinc ion homeostasis; transmembrane transport
Cellular component (GO): Golgi apparatus; membrane
Molecular function (GO): zinc ion transmembrane transporter activity
Source: RefSeq, a predicted model, not a curated record